Molecule: messenger RNA, 2279 nt
Organism: Mobula hypostoma (lesser devil ray)
Lineage: Eukaryota; Metazoa; Chordata; Chondrichthyes; Myliobatiformes; Myliobatidae
Exons: 1
Coding region: 753-1493 (246 amino acids)
Biological process (GO): DNA integration
Molecular function (GO): nucleic acid binding
Source: RefSeq, a predicted model, not a curated record
UACAAUAUUGUCAAUAUUAAACUGGUCCGCCAUGCCGAAAAGCUUGGGGGCACCUGAGUUAAGGCACAUUGAGAUAGCUGACUUGAACCUCAGCACUUUGAGCACUUUUCUACCUGGAGGGCUCUUACUCAUGCCAUAUCUCAUCUCAGACAUAUUGCAUGCCUUUUCAAGAAGACCUGAGAAGAUUCUACAGGGAGCGGCAAGGGAUGUCAUCAUUGUGAGACACCAUACACAGUGGAGGAACUCAGUCAGAGCAAAGAUGUCAUCAUUGUGAGACACCAUACACAGUGGAGGAACUCAGUCAGAGCAAAGAUGUCAUCAUUGUGAGACACCAUGCACAGUGGAGGAACUCAGUCAGAGCAAAAAUGUCAUCAUUCAAUCUGUGCAGCAGGAAACUUAUGCUGAAGAAAUGGAAUGUAUCAGGAUCCAAAGAGAUAUCUCUAAGGACAGUCCUCUGAGGAUGCUAGAUCCAUUUAUUGGUGAGGACAGCCUAUUAAGAGUCGGUGGACGUGUACAGGAAUCAUAGUUGGGACAUGGAGAAGAGGCCCCUAAUCAUUCCCAAAUGGCAUCAUGUUACAUUACUCCUUGUGCAACAUUACCAUGUGGAGUCACAACAUCAAGGACGCCAUUUUGCUGAAGGCACUGUCCGCUCAGCUGGUUACUGGAUUGUGGGUGCCUAAAGGUGUGUAAGCAGUUUCAUCUUCAAGUGCAUCACCUGCCGUAAGCUUUGGGGGACAUGAGAAGUCCAAAAAAUGGCUGACUUACCUCCUGAUAGACUCAGCAUGGAACCGCCUUUCACGUAUGUUGGUGUUGAUGUAUUUGGACCGUGGACCAUCUCUGCACGCUAUACAAGGGGUGGCCACGCCGAAAGUAAAAGAUGGGCAGUUUUAUUUACCUGUUUAAGCAGCAGAGCCAUCCACCUCGAGAUCAUAGAGUCAAUGGACAGCUCAAGUUUUAUAAAUGCCCUGAGAAGGUUCCUGGGGAUCCGUGGGCCAGUCAAGCAAAUCCGUUCUGACUGGGGAACGAACUUCAUCAGAGCGUGCAAAGAUCUAGGAAUCUCUUCCAAUGUUGACAAAGAUGUGGUGAAGAGGUAUCUUUCGGAAAAGGGAUGUACCUGGACAUUCAAUUCGCCUCAUUCCUCCCAUAUGGGAGGGGCAAGGGAGAGAAUGAUCAGCAUCACCCGCAAAAUCCUGGACUCCAUGCUUCUCCAGUCAGGGCUUUGUAGACUCACUCAUGAGGUGCUCACCACCUUUAUGGCCGCGGUGAUGGCCAUUGUGAACAAUAGACCUCUCGUGUCCGUGUCUACGGAUGCAGAAGAUCCAUUCAUUCUCACUCCUGCCACGCUGCUCACACAGAAAAGCAGCCCUUAUCCCAUUCCUCCAGGUGAGUUCGACAGCAAGGACCUGUACAAGAGACAGUGGCGGCAGGUGCAAAGCCUUGCCAGUACCUUCUGGGACAGGUGGCGCAAACAAUACUUGUCUAACUUGCAGUAACGAGGAAGUGGACAUCCAGAAGGCCAAACAUCAUACCAGGAUCUGUGGUGCUCAUGAGGGAUUGUCAAUCCAAGAGAAGUGACCGGCCUUUAGGAGUCAUAACUCAGGUAUUUCCCAGCAAGGACGGAAGAGUCCGUAAGGUUAAGGUGAAGAUCAACAGAUGUGAUGGAACAAAGCUAUUACUCAGGCCUGUGGCUGAAGUGAUCCUGCUGCUCUCCCCUGAGGAUUAGGAAUGAGGGACUUCCUCAUUUAGAGGUGAACUGUGAAAGUGUUAAAUUGUGGUAUCUAGGGAUACCAGGCAGAGAGUGUGCUGCCUUAAGUCAGUUAUUUUAUUUGUCAUUUAGCACCCUUUGCUGGUGGUUUUGUAUUACAGUCAUUUAGGUCAUGUGAUCUGUGUCUCUAGUUGAUGACAUCAUCAGUAGGCGUCGAGACAGUUCUCCAUGUAGAGUUGAGGGAGAGCUUGUGCCUUUUCAUCUGACAUCAUCCUGACGUUCAGGUCUUUGAAAUCAUUGUCGGUUAUGUAAAAGUAAUCUUUGUGUUUACUAUUUAUUGAUGUAUAUGCAUAUUUCCACAAAUCAGAGAUAUUUGAAUGGUUUGUGUGCAGAUGGAAUAUUCAUGUGAGCCACGCGUUCCGGCUAACCUGUAGUGAGAAAAUGUGCAUAAGAUACAUUGUACAUAGCAACAUCUUGCUUACCAGUAGCCUAUCUUGAUGAUAUAUUUGAAACUUAUUUGUAUACAGUAUCUUGUGUAUUAUUUUGUAUCAUUUGUGGUAUACUUAAUGCUUGC